This is a messenger RNA of Linum trigynum, 5150 nucleotides long. The record is from the annotation of a GenBank genome assembly. Lineage: Eukaryota; Viridiplantae; Streptophyta; Magnoliopsida; Malpighiales; Linaceae.
AAAAAUUAUGUAAAAUGAGUACGUACUGUUUGAAAUUCAUCAUAAUAAACUCCCUCUUCUUGGAACCACUCCUCCAUUUUUUCGCGAAAGUCGGACAGAGAUUCGACGGGUUAUGAAGGUAAACCAAAGAAAUGUUUUCUGAUGGCAGAUCGGACUUAGACGCAACCAACAUAUCACUAUUUCCUAGGCUUUUAGGGAAGGGGGGGGGGUGAUAGAGAGAUAAUUUUAGAGAGAGAGUGAGAGAGAAGAAUGGGUUGUCAUGUGAAUAAAUGGAGAGGAGAGGGGGUUUUAUAGCACUCGGACCGCACCCUCCAAGGGCGGUUUUGUAAUUUCCCCCAACCUAAAACCGCACCUCAAGCGCGCGGUUCACGUAACCUGAGGAGGAAAUAGUUCCCCCUAGCACGUGGUUCUCGAUCCCUGGCGCGGAUAGAAGCGAUGGCGGGCGGUCGACCGUUCGAUCGCCGCCUGAUCCAACGGUCAUGGGGACCGCCUCUUCCCCGCGUGGUUCGUGGCCUCGUGGGCUGCCGUAGCGAGAACCGCAUUGUCCCCAAGUGGUUUCCUUGUAAACCGCACCUCUGAGGCUGUUUUUUAAAAUGGUGAUAUUUCUGAAAAAAUUCCAAGAGAGGCCGUUAAAACAGGGGGAAGUUUUGCAUCGGAGAAUAAAACCCUAACGUGAAUCACCCUAUAAAUCGGUCCACUAAUCCUAAUUCUCACGUAUGAUUUGAAUUAAAAUUAAUCAGUUUAAUUAAAGUAUCCUUAUUAACCUUAACUAACCAAUAACUAAUAAUAAUUGCUAACUAAUUGGUAACUACCAUAGAUUAAUCUAACGAUCUAAAUUCACUUAAGAAACUUCUUAAAUAUUGAGACUUAAGGAUAUGAACCCAUCACUGAUUUACUCCAUUACUGUAUCGUCCUGAAGAAAAUAGCAUUAAAAGAGCAUGAUUUUUUACAAUGAACUACGUGAAGAAAAUAAUUCGGAAUAGGAUGAAUGAUGAAAUCACGAAUUAUUUUUUGAUUGGUGACAUUGAAAGUGAAAUUCUUGAUAGUUUGAAUGAUGAAUGUACUAUGAUUUUGAAUGUCCAAUACAUAAUUGAUAGUUAACUAUUCGAGUUACAAUAUAAAUAAAAAGAAAAAUUAAAAAUAUUUCAUAUCUUUUUCCGACCUUCACCUUCCAAACCUAUCCACCCGCCCAAUAAUACCAUCCCAAUUUCUAGGUUUUGCCACUACCCCAAUCAUCCGCUUAAUCAUUUGACUAAACCAAAUUGGUAUAGCCGUGGAAUACUCCACCAAUCCUUUUAUAUUUCUUUUGAGGGAAACCUAAACCAAAUUCCGUUAUAAUCUGAACGUCCAAAGAUGUUGAGUAACAAAUAAGCAGCGGCAUAAUUAACUAGACAACCCGAUAAAGCCACAUGAUGGUGAUUAUAUUUAUUUAGCGUACAGCUAGCUAACGAGGCCAAACAAAGAGCCGACCACUUUCCCCCGCCGGCUCGCCCCAACACUAAAUUAAAAUCCAAAUUUUGUCUCAUCUCACAAGAUUCUCCAAUUCCAUAAUUUCAUACCUCUCAAUCUCUCUCCAAUUAUACCCCAACUCAACUCUCAACUUCACAACAAAAAGCAACAUCGUCAGUCAAUCCUAUUCCUAUGGACACAUCGCCAUCCCCUCCUCCUCCGUCCACAAGAAGAAGAAGAAUGAAGAAGAGCAACCAGUUCAAGACCCACCGCCUCUCUCCGAUUUCCCUCCUCCACCGUUUCCGGGAAGCCGUCUUCCGCCUCAUCAUGAUCUCCGCCCUCUCCAAGCCCACCAGGCCCAGGACCGCUUCGCCUUCGCCAGAUCAUACCGCGAGGAGGGCUACUUACCACCACCGCCAUCUGGCUGAUCCUUACAACAGCGAAGCACUCGCCGACUGCAUCGAGUUCAUCAAGAAGACAUCCGUAACGGUACACGGCGACACUUCCGCCGCCGCCGCCAUUGCCAGCUCCAAUACCACGGUGAUGCCUGUCCCGGUCAUGUGAUAUUACUCAAUUUCCUUCCGACAUAUAUAGUUUGCCCUUAAUUAGUUUAAUUUUGCAUCAAAUUUUUGCUUAAUUUCCUUGAUUUACGCUUGUGUGUGUCUGUUAAUGAACGACGACUAGUAAGAAUUGACGUGUUCCCGUUGCCUUCUGUUUUCAAUUGCAGUCUUUCUUUUUUCCUUUUUUUUCCGGGUUAAUUCGCAAAAACAAUUCUCCAUCUAACCAUUAAGAAAGUUGAUUAACAUUUAUAAUAAGUUCCUCGCAAAUUAUUAAGACUAUUACUUUGGACGCUUCCUACUUUUUUCAUUUGGAUCCGGGUUAUUUGUGGGUAGAUCAAUGUUAAACUACCGAUUAACCAUCCAUAUGCCCAACACUAAUUGUGUAUACAAGGAACUACUGUAAUUUGUUAAACCUACUGUGUAUGAAAAGUUGGAUACAAAUUUGGUGAAAUGGCUAAUGAAUUGCUGAGUCAAAAAAUUUGGUGACGUGGCUAAAAUUCUAUUAUUUCAUUACACCACAUAAGUAUUUAUUGUUUUUUUUUACAAAAUCACAAAUUGAAAAAAUUGGUAAAUGCCACAUUUGGUCACUGGAAUUACUAAAUAGUGUCAUGUUUAGUUACUAGAAAAAAUUAUUAUCAAAUUUAAUCACUCGAACUACUAAAACAAGUCAUAUUUAGUCACUCUCCGUUAGUCUCCGUCCAACUCCACUAAUGGAGUCCGUUAUGUGCUGACAAGGCAAACGGGAGAGCCUAAUCAGCGCCAUUUUGGGCCGAAAAUGGUCAAACCAUACCCGUCAUAUCAUACAUCCAACCCAACCCUACCUAGAACCAAACCCGAGAUUUCUCCCUCGUUGUCUUCUACUACUUCUUCCAUGACGACUCUGCCGCAACUCUAGCGAUUUGCACGAGGCCGGUGUUGAUGGAAGUCGUGGCAGCUAUUUACGAAGGGUAGAGCCACUUGGCAGCGGGAAUCCUGUCUCGAGGCUGGUGUUUUAGUAAUUUGAGUGAUCAAAUUUGAUAUUGAUUUUUCUAGUGACUAAACAUUACACGAUUUACUGAUUCCAUUGACCAAAUGUGGCAUUAACCCUUGGAAAAAUUAAGGGUAAAUACAAUUUGUUAGACAGAUAUUUCAUUUUAAACAAAAUAUUAGCCAAACCUUUUUAAAAAUAAUUUAUUAGUCAAACCGUCAACAUUCUAUCCGGUCAACCAUGAGUUGUCUCCAUUGCCAUCGUCGUUGUCUGCCUUCUUCUUGGCCAUCUCCGAUUACGCUUCCUCUCUCGCGCCGCCCACCUCCAUGCCUCAUCAAUGUUACUGUCUUAGCACCGUAUGCAGAGACAUUUUGAGUAGGGAGGGGGGGGGGGGAGAGAGGAGAAGGUUUGUGUAGAAAGAGGGGAAAGUGGAGAGACGGCCGUGAGUGGGAGGGAUAGUGGUAGGUCAGUUUAUAUCAAGGUUCAAGAAAGCACUAGGCGUAAAGUGAGCGUUGAGACUUUGCCUAGCGCCUUGUAUGCUUAGGGAAUGCCUAACUGUGCAUAAACGUUAGAAGUAAACGUAGCAAAAAUAUCUCACACUUGUCUAGAAUUACAAGUUUAUGAACCCAUAUUAUUACGCAUCUAUCUCUCAUUUCUAAACCUUCAGCAACAACACAUGAAAUAAAUAAUAAAUGUGUAAAGACAAAAAUGACCUUCCUACUUUCACUCUCUUUGCAGGAAAUUUGAAAUGGAGAAAAGUACACAAAACUCUACCAUAUAUUAAUGGAGGAUGAAAGAGAAAUAAGGAGGGAAACUUUUGACUUUUCAACUUUUUGUAGAAGGAAAGAAGAGGGUAAUUUGGUUCUUUCAAUUUUAUGGAAGAGAAAGAUGAGGGAAAAUUGAGUUUUUCUAAUGUAUGGAAGGAGAAAGAAGGAGUGAAAUUUUAGUAUUUUUGUGAAAAUAAAGAAGGAAACAAAUUUGGUGUUUUCAAUUUUUUGGUUUUUCAUAAUUUUAACUUUUGAAAUAUGAAUCUUUAACUUUUAUAUGGAGGGCAUGACUAGUUAAAAUUAUUCUUAUAUGCUUUGAAUGCUAAUAUGUAUAUAUGUAUGUAAUUUUUUAUGGUUUAAUAAAUAAAUUAACCAUUAGUUACAACAAUUUAUGCUAAACUUGAUAAGUAAUCUUUGACGGUUCGUUGUUUAGGAUAUAAAGUAUAUGGUUGGGGUAUAAGGUAUAAGGUACAUAUGGUUUAGGGUGUAUAUGGUUAGAGUAUAAGAUAUUGAUGGUUUUGACGGUUCUAAGUUUUUUAUUAACAUAUGUUCACUUGAAGUCAUUUGAAGUCUUUAACGGCAUGAGAUCCCUUUUUAAUUUAUGUUUAUGGUACGUGGUUAGGGUACAAGGUAUGUGGUGUAAAGUAUAGGAUAUAUGGUUAGGGUAUAAGUAGAGGUGGCAAAUGGAUUGGAUUGGUGGAUUGGAUUGGUGGAUCCAUGGAUCAAAUGGAUUGGAUCUAAUGGAUUGGUGGAUUCAUGGAUUGGAUCAAGUGGAUUGGUGGAUUAUCCAUGAAUCCAAAUGACAUCCUCAACCAAGGACCAAUAUGUAAAAUGUAAAAAGUUUAGGUACUAAAUGUCCUAAUGAAAAAUUUUAGGUACCAAAAUGUAAUUUUCCAAUGAUUUUUCAUAUAAAAAAUUAAAUGUUAGGUACCAAAAUGUAAAAAAUAAAAAUUAGAGGUACUAAACCGUAAUUUGCCAAUGAUCCAUGGAUCCAAUCCAUGAAUCCACCAAUCCAAUUGGAUUUGGAUAAAAUGGAUUGGAUUUAAAUGGAUUGGAUUAGGUGGAUAUUUUUAAUGGAUUGAUGGAUUGGAUUGGUGGAUUGGAUUGAAAUUGCAACCUCUAAGUAUAACAAUUAGCAAAUAUCACUUUUUAUCUAUGUUUUGAAAAUCAAAGUAUGAAUUUCACUUUUAAAUUAACUAUACUAGCAAAAUCACAACUCAAUGACAUAUGGUUAGGGUAUAGGUUAUGUGGUUAGUGUAUAAUGUAUUGAUGGUUUAGGAUAUACAAUCAACAACAUAUACUAACUUAAUAUUGUUGAUUGAGGGUAAAGCUAAGUGUAUAGGAUAUAUGCUAUUGAGUAAGUUAUGAUUGAAGUCACAAUAAUUUUACUAAAUUUGAUAGCUAAUC